This is a messenger RNA of Aspergillus mulundensis, 930 nucleotides long. RefSeq names its product putative HIT finger domain protein. Gene Ontology annotation, cellular component: Swr1 complex. The transcript has a single exon. Lineage: Eukaryota; Fungi; Ascomycota; Eurotiomycetes; Eurotiales; Aspergillaceae. Gene Ontology annotation, molecular function: nucleosome binding. Gene Ontology annotation, biological process: chromatin remodeling. The record is from RefSeq and is a predicted model, not a curated record. Bases 1 to 930 code for a protein of 309 amino acids.
AUGUACCACGUCGAAGUCCUCCCCAACACAUCCGGCAAGGGCUCCCACGCCACGCCAGGCUGGACCUACGUCCCCGAUAAAGGCUUCGACCCAGCAAAAGCCGCCAUCGCACCUACAACCGGCCGCAAGCGCGGGAUCCGCGACCCAUCGCGAACGGACGUGUCCUCUCGCCAGGCGAACGCGAUCGUACGACACUUGGCAGAACUCGACCGAGAGAACCACAAGGAUGCGGCCAUUGCCAUUCCCGCGAGGAAGGAUUCCCAGCCUAGGGAGAGUGCGACGCGCGGGACAAGAACGAAAGUAACGUCGAACGUCCGCCGCAUUCUACAGUCGCAGAAGACGUUCCGGAAUUAUCUUGAUGAUGAGGAGGCGGCGUUGGCACAGGCUGCGUCCGCGGGGACGUCGAUGGCAGCGCAGCGGUUGCCUGCGGGUAGAGUCACGAAGCCUUCUUCAUUAUCGCGGCGGAGUGCAACGCCUGCUUCUGCGACGCCGAAACCAGAUUCCCGUGCGAAAAAAGAUAUCCCUGUUCGAUUAUCCUCUCAGAAACCAUCCGAUACCACCGCAUCCACAUCCACAUCCACAUCCACAUCCGCCGACGCCGACUCUCAGUCUCAGCCUCAACCUCGGCCCAAAGGAGAAGAGCACGACCCGAACGCUCUCAUCAAAUCCGAACACGACAAUGAUCCACUCCUGAAAUCAUACAUCCCGCCCGCUCCCUCAGAACGCCUCAUGCGCGCCCUCCUAUCCGAACCUCCGCUAUCAUAUAACGCGUCGCGCGCGGGCCCGCCUUUAACGGGGAAGGCUCCGCGGCGGUUCUGCUGUAUAUGCGGGUACUGGGGCAAGAUCCGGUGUCGGAAUUGUCAUCAGCGGACUUGUGGGAUUGAGUGUUAUAAGACGCAUGAGGAUUCGAGGUGCGGGGCAUUCUUCUAG